Moneuplotes crassus is the source of this 1085-nucleotide messenger RNA. The record is from the annotation of a GenBank genome assembly. Lineage: Eukaryota; Ciliophora; Spirotrichea; Euplotida; Euplotidae.
AUGGAGACAGUUCCAAAUAAAUGGGAUGAAUGAGACACUCUCGCACAGAAGGAAGGAUUUGUGGAGGAAGAAUUGAGGCUCUUGCUUGUUGCCAAGUUAAGGCUUGAUCAUCUGAAUAAGUUGAGAAAUAAAUAAAGAAAUAGAAGCCAAAAGCAUCAAGCAGGAGAGACUGAAACAAGAGAAAAUCAGGAAGGAAAUCCAAGACGAAGAGAUCAAGGAUGAAAGGAGUUAUGAUAUAAUCUCAGGCAUUGAGAUUUCAGAUGAUGACUAUAACGAAGAGAAUACCCAGUAUACUACCCUUGAGGAUAUUGGUGUCAGCUCCCAAUCUUUAAGCCUUCUUGAUCCUCCCGAAACAAUUGGAGCCGAAGAGUAUUGGCUUAAUGAUGAGAUCAUUAAUGGCUAUAUUGAGCUUAUUAGGAAAAGAAACGUAAAAGACAUUGAAAUUUUCAACACAUGGGCAUACCCAAAACUUAAGCAGCUCCACCAAGAAGACAAGAUCGAGAAGUUUGACAGAACUCUGUCAAGGAGAGGAGUCAAAAGGAUUUCAGACCUUUCCAAGUUGUUCAUACCUGUGAAUAUUGAAAGAAGCCAUUGGCUUUUAAUAGUUGUAAAUAUUGCUUAUAUGAAAUUCGAAAUCUACGACAGCAUUCAAGGAUUUGGAAGAGCAGAUGAGAUACUUACUCCCAUCAAAGAAAUGAUCAACUACAGACUGAAGAAAGAAGAGAACAACAAGAUCCUCAACUGUGAUUCAGAUUAUUGGGAUGUAGCUAGUAUGGAUUGCCCUCAACAAAAGAACGGUUCAGACUGUGGAGUAUGCGUAUUACUCAACAUUAAUCUAUUGUCCAUUGGAAGGAUGCUAAAUUAUAAACUAACCACACCUAAGUCUAAAACAAGAGAAAGAUCUUUACUCAUCAACCUCCAUAGUGCCAAGGAGGACGAAAGCAGGAAGAAGAGGGAGCAUAUCAAGAACGCUCUCUUGAGAGGAUACCUUGACGAUGAAAAUGAUAAUGAUUUAGGAAUGAUUCUCUAUUCCUCAUCCCAAGAAGAUACAAUUGAGAUCUAGCCCAUCUCUAGCAUAAUUUAUG